AGAAAAGAAAAGAAAAACCCAAAUGGCAGCAAGGCGCGGAAAUUAUGCUGGCCGUCGUUCAUACCAAGACUUUGAUCCCUUGUUGGAAUGGAUACAAGAGGAAGGUUCCGAUACUCUUGUCCUCCACCUUCCAGGUUUUAAGAAGGAAGAAGUGAGACUUCAACUUGAUCGUUUCGGAAACUUGAAGAUAACUGGAGAACGAAACGUCGAAGAAAACACAUGGAUCCGUUUCAUAAAAAAUGUUCAGGUUCCGGAGGCCAACUAUGACAGCGACAAACUUCUUGCAAACUUUGAGAGCGAAAUACUUAAAGUCACAAUGCCCAAGAUAAUCAUUCCAACCCAACUCCAACCUAAACCAACCCCACAAAAAUCACCCAGUGUUAGCAAACCAAAGCUCCAAUUACCAUCACCAACCCAAAACCCAGCAGUUAUAACUCAACCACAAAUGAAGGAACAGGAACAGGAACAGGAACAGAAACAGAAACAGAAACAGAAACAGGUUGACGGGAAUGCUAGAGGCAAAAAGGUUACCGGCGAAGAAAACGAAAGAUAUGAAUCGGCGGAGGAAUGUGCCGAUAAUGGUUCUGCAAGAGUGAAGGAUGGCUCAAUCGCAAGAGUAGCGGCCUCUGGUAUGGAGUUGCGUGGGACUAAACAAAUGAUUGUGAACGUAAUUGUUGAUGCCUUGGUGGUGUUGGCACUACUGAUGUAUUUGAAAUAUAGUCUAGCCUCCUCUAAAAGAGCCACAUGCGACUAA
Telopea speciosissima is the source of this 754-nucleotide messenger RNA. Its product is annotated as inactive protein RESTRICTED TEV MOVEMENT 2-like. The record is from RefSeq and is a predicted model, not a curated record. Lineage: Eukaryota; Viridiplantae; Streptophyta; Magnoliopsida; Proteales; Proteaceae. The coding region runs from base 23 to 754 and encodes 243 amino acids. The transcript is spliced from 2 exons.